Cyprinus carpio (common carp) is the source of this 750-nucleotide messenger RNA. RefSeq lists its product as uncharacterized. The transcript is spliced from 4 exons. Lineage: Eukaryota; Metazoa; Chordata; Actinopteri; Cypriniformes; Cyprinidae. The record is from RefSeq and is a predicted model, not a curated record. The coding region runs from base 109 to 750 and encodes 213 amino acids.
GUAAACCACUUCACUACUGACAGACAGCACUUCUGCUUCUUUUGCUUUGUUACAAAACAGUCUGCAUUUUCAAGAGUGUCAGGACCUGAUUAUUAUCACCGUUCUGUUAUGAAACUGUUUUGCAAACUGCUGAAGACAAUGUUUCUUCUCAUCUGUUUGUGCUUAUGGAGUCUGGCUGGUGUGUUUGGUGAUGAAGUGAAGUCAGUAUCAGUGAUGGAGGGAGAUUCUGUCACUCUGAACACUGAUGAUACUGAUCUUCAGAAAAACAAUCAGAUACUGUGGAGAUUUGGACACAACAUUCUCAUCGCUCAGAUCAACAGAAAGAACAAUAAGAGCAGGUUUUAUGAUGAUAUUGCUGAUGGGAGAUUCAGAGACAGACUGCAGCUGGAUCAUCAGACUGGAUCUCUGACCAUCACCAACACCAAAACCACAGACUCUGGACUUUAUAAAGUUACCAGCACCAGCGCACAGAAGCUGUUCAACACAUUCAGUCUUACUGUCUAUGCUCAUCUGCCAGUUCCUGUCAUCAGCAAUGACUCUUCCCAAAAUCCUUCAUCAUCAUCAUCAUCACAGCAGAAUUGUUCAUUGGUGUGUUCAGUGGUGAAUGUGGGUCAUGUGACUCUCUCCUGGUACAAAGGACACAGUUUAUUGUCCAUAGUGCUGAUUUCUGCGGCUGCUGCUGGAUCUCUGUUGAUCGUACCUGCAGUCGUGAUCUUCUGCAUUUGCAGGAAACACAUGGAUCUCUGUUGA